AACAAACACCGUUUUAUGGCUUAAUAAUCACUGCAAAUUCUUACACAGAAACUAACCCUAAACGGGUGACGACGGAAAGCAAAAAAGCUUUGUUAAACCAACAACAAAGGCAACGAUGAAUUUCCGGUUCCCGCGAGACGUCGCCGUAUUCCGUCCCUAUCUACAUUUCGCCAAUGUCCACAACCGUCGCCGGUUGUUCUCUUGGUACGUCAAGCACUUCCGUACGACGUCGCAAGCUCGCUCUUCUCUCAGUGGCGGCGGCAGCAGCAGCAGCAAUUCUCAAGGUAACGCUUUUCUGGUGCCGGGUGCCACAGUAGCUACUUUACUCAUGCUUGGUGUUCUUCAUGCUCGACGACUCUACGAUGACAAGAAGGUUGAAGAAGCACGGGAGAAAGGGAUUGAAUUCGAGUUCCGACCGGAUGUAAAAGCUUCAUUUCUAAGGAUACUACCAUUGCGAUCUAUUUCUAGAGCUUGGGGCUUCUUGAUGAGUGUGGACAUUCCAGUUUGGCUGCGGCCGCAUGUUUAUAGAGCAUGGGCUCGUGCUUUCCACUCAAACCUAGAAGAAGCAGCUCUCCCUCUUGAAGAAUAUGCGUCUUUAAGGGAUUUCUUUGUUCGCACAUUGAAAGAAGGUUGCAGGCCUAUCAAUCCUAAUCCCUAUAGUCUGGUCAGUCCUGUGGAUGGUACUAUUCUUAGAUUUGGGAAGUUGAACGGUGCAGGGGCUAUGAUUGACCAAGUCAAAGGAUUCUCCUAUUCUGUUUCAUCUCUUCUUGGUGCUAGUCCUUUGCUCUCGAUGCUAGCUGAGAAAAAUACUGAAGAUGACGGUAGUACUAUUGAGCAGGAAAGCACUCAGAGAGAACAGAGUAAGAAGUCAUGGUGGCGCGUUUCAUUGGCUUCUCCUAAAGUCCGGGAAACAAUUUCGGAGUGUCCAAUGAAAGGCCUCUAUUACUGUGUAAUAUAUUUGAAACCAGGAGACUAUCAUCGCAUACAUUCACCAGUUGAUUGGAAUGUUCUUGUUCGACGGCAUUUUUCAGGCCGCUUGUUUCCUGUGAAUGAACGUGCUACAAGAACAAUCAGGAACCUUUAUGUCGAGAAUGAAAGGGUUGUCCUUGAAGGUCUAUGGCAACAAGGUUUUAUGGCAAUUGCAGCAGUUGGCGCAACGAAUAUUGGUUCAAUUGAGCUUUUCAUCGAACCAGAACUUCGGACAAACAGGCCAAGAAAAAAGUUGAUACCAUCAGAGCCUCCGGAAGAACAUUUAUAUGAACCUAAAGGAGUCGGUGUGAUGCUUAAAAAGGGAGAUGAGGUCGCGGCUUUCAAUAUGGGAUCAACGGUUGUCCUUGUUUUCCAAGCCCCAACAUCAAAUUCACCAAAGAACAAUGAUGCUUCAGAGUUUGAGUUUUCUAUUAGACGGGGAGAUAAAAUCCGUGUUGGAGAAGCAUUAGGUGUAUGGCAUGCAUAGCGAUGGCGAAGCGCGAUCAGUAGUGUUAACUAUGGGAUGGAUUGCCAUUGUUGGCAUUGGAGCAGCACUGACCGUGUAAAUGGUCAUUUAAGCAAAUGUGGUGCCACCACCCUAAUUAAUGCUUCAAUCUAUAUCAUCGGUUGAUUACAAAGCAAUAGGAGGUUUUGAAUUUUAUCCUUAAAUUCUGUAGUUUAUACUUCAAGACAUGGAAUGACUGUCAAUAUAGAUGAAUGUACUUGAAAAGUUCCUCUAUUUUAGGAAUUUGAUCAAA
Messenger RNA from Gossypium raimondii (Peruvian cotton), 1727 nucleotides. Its product is annotated as phosphatidylserine decarboxylase proenzyme 1, mitochondrial. The record is from RefSeq and is a predicted model, not a curated record. The transcript has 12 exons. NCBI's taxonomy places the organism in Eukaryota, Viridiplantae, Streptophyta, Magnoliopsida, Malvales, Malvaceae. Gene Ontology annotation, biological process: phosphatidylethanolamine biosynthetic process. Gene Ontology annotation, cellular component: mitochondrion. Gene Ontology annotation, molecular function: phosphatidylserine decarboxylase activity. The coding region runs from base 116 to 1456 and encodes 446 amino acids.